AUGUCACAUUACAGUCCACAUCCAUCAUCUUCAUUUGAAGGAUACUAUCAGCGAUUCCGACUACCGUCCGGUGCUUCGAUCUGCCUGAUCGUGUCGGCUGUAUUUGGGGUCGAAAAUCGUCCGUACAUGAUCUCAUUUACACAUGUCACAUCAGAUGGAAAGACUGUUUGGCAAAAGGAGUAUUGGUCUAAGAAAUGGGAAACGAACAUACAGCAAGGAGACGACUAUACAUUAGAAUGGGACGACGGUGGUUUCGGAUUUGAAGAUGGAAAAGUAUAUUGGAAAAUGCAAACUAAAGAAGUAGAAUUCGAGGCUCACCAAGUUUCCCGAGCGGUUCCAUGGCAGCCUCAAGACCCAAGUUCCACUCCAGCUGGAUUUAUGGCUCGGUUCCCUCUUCCUAUUCAAUGGCACGUCCAUACGGUAGAUGCGGAAGUACCUUUCUCACUGAAGCUCUCAGAGGUUGACCUCGCGAAAGGCGACGAGGAAGGUAUAGCUCAAGCGCAUGUGGAGAAGAACUGGGCAGUAUCGUUUCCAAAUUCAUAUGUAUGGAUGCAAGCUAGAAAGAACAAUAAAGGUCUUUCACUUGCAGGUGGUAGUCUACUACCUGGAAUUCAAGCUUACCUCGUUGGUUAUCAAGGUGAUUCAUUCGUUUCUUUCAAGCCACCUACAUCGACAUCUAUUUUUGGUCUCUCAUUAGGUCUGUAUAGUGAGGUCAUAUCAUCCAAGGGAGUGAUCAUCAUCGAUAUCCUCGGCUGGUUCAAACGACUUCGGAUUUCUGGAAAAUGUGAUCCAUCAACGUAUUUCAGCUUCGCCGCUCCGCUUUCUACAGGUCAUGAACCAGAUUAUACCGUUCAGAGUUAUGCUUCCGAUAUUACGGUUGAAGUGUACGAACGCAGUUGGCCAUGGCAAUCUUGGACUUGCAUAGAGAAGGAAGCAUUCACAGGAGGUGGAAUGGAAUUCGGAGGAGACGCUUAUGAAAGACAUGAAGAUUAA
Kwoniella shivajii is the source of this 993-nucleotide messenger RNA. RefSeq lists its product as uncharacterized. The transcript has a single exon. Gene Ontology annotation, molecular function: tocopherol cyclase activity. NCBI's taxonomy places the organism in Eukaryota, Fungi, Basidiomycota, Tremellomycetes, Tremellales, Cryptococcaceae. The coding region runs from base 1 to 993 and encodes 330 amino acids. The record is from RefSeq and is a predicted model, not a curated record.